AUGGAGCUGAAAAACAUGAAGUACUUAAUUAUUUUUCUAUCAUUUGUGUCUAAAUUCAACGCAGACGCAAAACCAACUAAGACUACACGAGAUUUGGUAGAUCUUCAAACAGCUGGCAGUUCAUACUCCCAUCAAUACUACGAUUGGGGUGGAAGUAACCCAGGUGGAUAUAACUUCGGCGUCACUGGAAAUGGUAUAUUGGAAGACCCAAGAAGAUAUCCACAAAACGGUUACUACCCUGGUCAAGAUGAAAAAUUAGUUGAGGGAGGUUACCGUAGCCUUGGUGGGUAUGGAGGCUAUGGUGGUUAUGGCGGUAAUGGUGGGCUGGAGUCAUAUUACGGUUACAAUAAUCCGUAUUAUCAAGAUUCGAAUCACCUUGGUUUUGGUUACUAUAAACGCUUCGGUAUUGGCAACAUAUAUGGAAGCGGGGUGACACCCAACUUAGUUACUGGGUAUCGAGGUUAUUCGAGACGAUAG
Molecule: messenger RNA, 477 nt
Organism: Leptosia nina
Lineage: Eukaryota; Metazoa; Arthropoda; Insecta; Lepidoptera; Pieridae
Source: the annotation of a GenBank genome assembly